Parasteatoda tepidariorum (common house spider) is the source of this 954-nucleotide messenger RNA. RefSeq lists its product as uncharacterized. The record is from RefSeq and is a predicted model, not a curated record. Gene Ontology annotation, molecular function: nucleic acid binding. NCBI's taxonomy places the organism in Eukaryota, Metazoa, Arthropoda, Arachnida, Araneae, Theridiidae.
AUGCCUUUUAAAUUUAAAAAAGGUGAAGUUCUGAAAUCACAAGCACGUAAAGUUGUGCACAAUGUGUUUGAGUUUUUUGCUAAUGAAGCUAAGGAAAAAGCCCUUAAAUUACCUCUCCAUCAACCAUCUGAUAGAGCAUGUCUGGCUACUGGAGUGUCAGACUUCACACUCAGAAAAAUAAAAAGAGAAGUUUCUUGUUUAGGAGAAGAAGGUGUGUUGCGCACUCCCGGAAAAAACAGGAAAAAGAAAUCUGGUGGACUUGCUCAUCUAGAUGAUUUUGACGAAUGUGUUAUUCGUCAAACCAGCCAAGAGUUUUAUAUAAGGGAAAAAAAAGUGCCAUCGCUUCGAAAAUUAAUUCCUGUUCUUCGCGAACGAAUUAAUUUUGAAUUUGAGAAAGAUUCAUUGAAGAAAGUUUUACAUUCCUUAAACUUUCGAUGGGAGCGGUGCACUCCCCAAAGAAAACUGCUUAUCGAAAGGCCAAACAUUGUUUUUUGGCGCAACAAAUUUCUGAGAGAAAUUCGUGAGCAUCGGAGGAUGCAGCGUCAACUAGUUUAUUUGGAUGAAACAUGGGUUGACAGUAAUUUAACAUUCCAGAAAUGCUGGCAAGACAAAAAUAACAACAUUGGUGUUAUAUCGAACGUCAGUUCGAAAAAUAGACUUAUCGUUGUUCACGCAGGAUCGUCAAGUGGAUUUAUACCGGGAGCUUUGUUGGCCUAUAAGGCAUCUAGUCAGUCUGGUGACUACCACGGCCAAAUGAAUUUCGAAAAUUUUCGAAAGUGGUUGAUGGAGAAAUUACUGCCAAACCUACAACCUAAUAGUGUGGUAGUAAUGGACUAUGCUCCAUAUCACACUAAAAUUGAGAACCCCACGACAAUAUUGAUAUCGUACCGAUUUCAAUUUUUGUUAAAUUUGUAUGUAAGGGGAACUAACUCCUACCCCCGGUUUACGGACUGA